This is a messenger RNA of Striga asiatica, 924 nucleotides long. The record is from the annotation of a GenBank genome assembly. NCBI's taxonomy places the organism in Eukaryota, Viridiplantae, Streptophyta, Magnoliopsida, Lamiales, Orobanchaceae.
AUGGAUAGAGGUUCAGCGGCCGUUCCUCUCGUCGAUGAAGGGUCGCCGACGGUGGCUGGGAUUUGCGAUGGAGGCUCGACGGAAACUGUAAUUGGAAUAGGACUAGUUUGCUUGACUGCGGAGGGCUGCGUUCUCGGUUUUAUCGGAGACGGCAGAGAGGGUCGCCUGUGCUGGUUGAUGAAGGACGAGAAAAGUCGCUGCUCAAUGACGGCGAAUUCUCCACUCUGGCAGGACGCGAGGUGGACGAGGGAGGCCGCCGCCGCUCCUCGUUCGGACAGUCAUCCGAGCCCGUCUCUCGCCCACCUCCUCCUUCACUCCUCCCCCCUCUCUCUUUCCCCGUCAUCCCUCCUCUCCCUGCCCUUCGCCUCCACAGUCCCGUCCCUCUCCCCGGCCAGCCACCUCGUCGUGACCUCCGGCCAGCCCGUACAAAUAUCCAUUAAUAACGUCGGAGUCUCUGAUACCCCCAUUUUCAACGACGGAUUUGUCUUCGUCUACGCAAUUGACGAUCAUUGGACUUUUGGAAACUCACACGACGUUGUGAAACCGUGGACAGUUUUUGGAGCGAUGGACGAGGAAUUGGUCCAGUUUUCUGGGGAUUUCGUAGGCCUCUCUUCUUUGUUCAUGAGGCAUUUGGCUCCGUGCAAAGUGAUGUGGAAUGAUAUGGAUGAGAUGACCAACGGGACUGUGGUUUCCAACAAUGUGAGCGGCUUUAGCUUGGAGAUUACCAAGGAUGAAGUUGAUACAGUGAUGGUGAAUGGAGUCGAAAUCACUUCCCAGAGCUGUACGAAAGCGAGUGGCUGGUGGUUCACGGGAUCGAGCGGUGAUUGCUUUGCCGGAGAUUGGGAUGAGGAGAUGGAAGUGACGGAGGAUUUUCCGGUGGAGGAAGACAAUAACUCGAUGGCUCUGGAUAAUGGGGACCUUUGA